UGAUAAAAGUGAAAAAAGAAAACCCUUUUUGUUACAUUAAAUGUUUAUUUUCAAAAUGAGGGAUUACUUGAGAUCGCUUUAGAUUUGCGAUUUGUGAAAGAUGGAACAAAUUCUAAUUUGAGAAAUGUCUAGAUCCAUUGUCCACCACGGAUUACCUAAGUCCAAUUUGCAAGUCCAAAUUCUAUAAAAAUGGAUUUGGAUCUGGAGGCCCCAAGCCAUUUCUACAUCAUAGUAUCAAACUAAUAAAUUGUUCCAAUCCAUCCAAAUGACCAAACACAAUGAUUAAUUAACCAAACCCAAAUCCAACCCCAUUCAAUUGAUUCAAAUCCUUAUCCAAAAAAAAAAAACCCUCAAAAUAUUCAAUCUUGUUCACCCGCAAACUCUUUGAGUCACACAAAAUGGCAACACUCCGCCAAUCCCUUCACCUCCCCUUCUCUUCCUUCCACCCAUCUUCCAACCCCUCUAAACCCCAUCUCACUAACCUCCAUUUACCAAUCAACAACCCUAAAUACCCCAUUAUCUCCCUGACCCGAACCAGGUUCAUCCUCAAAGCAGCCGAAAAUGGUGCUCAAACUGACAAAGAACAGGAAAAUUCUGCCAUUACAGAACAACAGCAGAGCUCUGAAGAACAAUUAUCGGAAUUAGGGACGGAAAUCAAGAAGGCAAUGAAGGAGAGAGAAAAGGUUGAAGAAGAAGAUUCUGGGUUUUUGAGCGGGUUUUUGGGGGAAAUUGGGCAGAUUGAAUGGCCAGAUUUUGGGAAAGUGAUUGGAACAACCGGUGUCGUUUUGGGUGUUAUUGCUGGUUCUAGUGCCGUUUUGCUUUCUGUUAAUGCCGUUUUGGCUGAGCUUUCUGAUAAGGUUUUUGCUGGGAAAGGUGUUCAGGAUUUCUUUGGUGGGUAAAAUUUUGUUGUUCGGGUCGGGUUCAACCCGAUCCAAACCCGAUUAGAAUGUUUGGGAAAAGAAUCAAAGAUUGUCUGUAAUUUUGUGGUGGUAUUCACGUGUUGUGUUGUAUACUUUUGAUUAAGAGUAGAAUUUACUCUACUUUGACUCUACUUUGUGUAAAAGCUGACAAUUUUGAUUUAUGAAAAGAAUAGAUUUCAAUAUUUCAUGA
Molecule: messenger RNA, 1110 nt
Organism: Chenopodium quinoa (quinoa)
Lineage: Eukaryota; Viridiplantae; Streptophyta; Magnoliopsida; Caryophyllales; Amaranthaceae
Product: preprotein translocase subunit SECE1-like
Exons: 1
Coding region: 399-899 (166 amino acids)
Cellular component (GO): chloroplast thylakoid membrane
Source: RefSeq, a predicted model, not a curated record